Marchantia polymorpha subsp. ruderalis is the source of this 2608-nucleotide messenger RNA. Lineage: Eukaryota; Viridiplantae; Streptophyta; Marchantiopsida; Marchantiales; Marchantiaceae. The record is from the annotation of a GenBank genome assembly.
CAAAACUCAGCUCAUCAUUGCACAGAGCAAGCAGAAACAGAAACAGAGGAGAAUGAUUAGUGAAAGAGCACAUUAUAGCCAGCAUUCAUUCGCUCUCACGUAAGUGGAAAUCGUGAGCUGCGCUUCACAACAGCUCAAUCUCACACUCAUCUUCAUCCUCAUCUGCUACAACUCGCACUGCAAUCGUCCUUCUGAAAAAAGGUGCGCGGAAUAACCUUCGGACUGCACUUCAGAGCAGCAGUCAUGGCCUAGCAGCAGUCAUGGCCUAGAAGCUGGGCUUUGGUAGUUGGUUUUGUUUGGAUUUCGUUUGGCUUUGGCGGAUCUGUCGCAGCUGAAGGCCUUUGGCUUUCGGCCAUAAUUGCACGUAUGGCCAAGGCCCAUCGAGUGAGCUAGUGAGGGUAGCGGUGAACUAGUGGACAGGGAGACCUUUUUCUCUGUGAGCGAGAGCGAGUGAAGUCAAAGUGCCUGCGGCUGCUUGGUGCUGCUGCUGGUGCAAGAGCUGUGCAUGGGUCAUGGAUGGAUUCAUGGUGCUUGCUGCUUGCUCGACCUCUUUUCGCACAGUUGAACAAAAGCCACUUUUCUCAAUCGCGAGUCACGUGGUUCAGUUCGUUCAGAGUCCGUUCAGAGCUAUGGAUGUCGAAGAAGAAGAAGAAGAUGCUGAGUUCGAGCUCGGAUGCUGAUUCUCGGCAUCUCUAUCUAUCUAUCUAUCUGUCUGUCUACCUGGAGAACCGGAUCUUGCCUCGUAUGUAUCUGAUUAUGAAUAUGGGCCUUCGUAUUCAUGCAAAGCUACGGACGUUUACUUCGAGGAACAUCGUCAGUGCCUAUGUCGAUGUCGAUGGACGGACGAAGAUUCCUCGCUCGUCCAGGUUAAACCUCGAUCGAUCGAGCUCACAGUCCGUGCGAGAGGAUCAUCCGAGGACGAUGUCCGCACAUCAGCAGCACCGACCGAACGAACGAAACUGUGACCGGCAUAAUCGAUUUCUGCUGAGUGUUGUCGUGCUACCCCUUCGCAUCUCACUGCACUGCACUGCAUUUUCUUUCUUGCUCCGAACACCCUUCUCCACAUUCUCCUCCUCUUCUGUUUCAUGUUCUCCCUCCGGACGUCAGACAUCAGCCCAAGGACAUCAGCGAGAGCUGGCCUCUGCUUCUAGCCUCUGCUCUGCUCUGCUUUGCCCGACGCCUUCAAGCUCCCAGCGCUGCUCUUAACGAAAUCCACAUUUGUGCUCUGCUGCCGGAGCCGGAAAGCGAGGCACAUUUCGUCGUCCCGUGACAAUUCCAUCAACCUUGUCGUCUAUGGAUGAAGUGCACUCGUCUUUCGUACUGCCAAGGAGGCAUAACAUUCGAGCUGCUCGAAGAGCACGACGACCACCACCACCUCGAAGAAAGUUCCUUCGUUUGUGAGUGACGGUGUCUCGAUCAGUAUUCCGCCCGUCUCGAGAAGAGGCUUCAGACGAGCAGACAGAAAAUCUGAAUUAAAGAAAGACCGAACGAACGAACUCCGAGUCUUUCUCUCGAAUGUACACUCUCGUGUCCGGAAUGCAGGACUCGACAUUCGUGGAUCAGAAGGACUGCGCAUGGAUCUCACGGACGGAGGUUCUGGAAGUCCAACAAGUCCCGCGGUGAGUGCUGCAUCGAUCGGUAGGUGUGGACAGGCAAAAUGCAAAACGUACAAUGCCCAACGCACAAUGCGGGAGAGGAGGCCGAGACGAUUUGCGGUAGGCGAUGGUUCAGUGCAGACUCGCUCGCUCGUCUGCAGGGCUCUUGCGGUGCGACGGCGGACGACGCGAUUCUGAACAUGUUGCAGCGAGUCCGAUAUUCCCCGAGGCAGCCAUAGCCAUGCAUGCAGUGAUCGAACGACCGAAUGGCCUCCUCCUAUAGGUGUUUAUGUAUAAUUUCGGUAUCGUACCAUUGUAUUUAACAGAACUCCCAAACCAUACAUAGUAGAAUCCCUAGGAGUCAGCACAAGUGGGUUGCUACGAGUGUAAGAUUUCAGAUUUGUCAUAGACUCUACUCGAAAUGGUGAAGAUCUAUUUGGGAGAAGUUGGAAGCUUGAUUGCGAACAUGGACCUGAACUUGAAGAAUAUCACGUCCACGAGGUGGUGGUACCAGUGAUGAAUUUGACCACAUUGACAUUUCUCAGGGGUUGAAAGGCAUGAGGAGGAUAUCUUCGAGGCCGAGGAGAUGAUUGUCGAGGGUAACAUCUACGAAUGAUAACAUACGGGUUUGGGUGAGUGUUGUAUAAUAUAUGUGGUAUUAUACGGUAUUAUACUACGCAGUCCGCGAAGAAUCCAAUUAUAAACCCAUAUCUCCUCCUCCUCAUCGUAUUCCACCUGGUCGGAGAUCUUCUGAGCGCCAAAUAAUUCACUUCAGUUCCUCGAACUAAUUGACGCCCGACGAUCUCUUUGCGUCUCGAGCCUCUGCCUCCCUCGACCAGAGCAAGCAUGGGAUUCCACUCCUCUCGACGAUGAUUUCGAUCACCGGCGUCUGCAUGGCGUUCGUUCUGGUCACGUAGCCAGGCCUGCAAAUUCUGCCCCGCUAGCGAUCGCCAGGUUUAGCAAUCAUCCACUUGUACUUUUAUUAAUUAUUUCUUUGAUUUUUUAUAUGUAUU